CUUUCACUGUCCUGACAUUUCCAGGCUUCAGGACAAUGAUACAGGAAACCUGGACUGAGGGCUCCUCUGGCAUUCUGGGAGGUCUUGAUUAUGGACACAAGGGCAAGUCCACUGGAAAAGGCUGUGGCAACAAUGCAAUAGUCACCAGCAAUCCCAUGACAGUUCAACAGCUGGGACCUCCUUCACCUUCAGUGAAUCAGCUUUCAACAGCAUGCAGCCAGAUUAGCCCUUGCUUACAAAAGUCUAUGGAUGCUUCUAGCCUGAGUGCUUCUUCAUCAGAUACAAGGUCACUCUUCUCAUGUGAGACUCUGGCCUCUACAACGUUAAGUUUGUCAGAAGGUCAUUCCCCUCUGAGUAUUGAACAAGAGUGGUCGCAUAGGACACUUUCUUCUGUUCCUCCUGACCAUGGUUUACAAAAUGGCAGUGAGCUGGGGAACUUAAUAAAUUUUUCACCUGAAGCAUCUACAUCCAGUAACUCAUUACCAUCCUACUUAUAUGGCAUGGAAAAUAAGAAUUCCCCUUACUCUAGUCCUUGCCAGUCCUCAGUCUGGUGUCAAUCAGCCCGCUCCAAAAAGAGAGCACUCUCUGUAUCUCCUCUGUCUGACGGCAUUGGGAUCGAGUUCAAUACAAUCAUUCGUACAUCCCCAACUUCUCUGGUGGCCUACAUCAACAGCUCCAAGGCAUCGCCAGCAAACGUCUCCCCACAGCCUGAGGUCUAUGGACAUUUUUUGGGAGUGAGAGGAAGCUGUAUACCCCAAAACAGCUCUGUUUCAACUGCCCAGAAAGCUUUCCUCAUGGCGAAUGGCAAUGUCACUUUCCCAGGGUAUGUUGAGAAUGGGACAGGUGAGUACCAGCGGAUGCCGCAGCUGGAGCAAGCCAGCUUGCAGAUGAUUGCCACAAAUAAUAUGGUGAUCCAGCAGGGUGUGCUGCCCAUGGACAUCCAGGCAAUGGAUGUUCUAAAAAAUGAACAGCUGGAUGACUUCUCAGGCCCUAUUGUUGACAUGCCUCUUUCACCCCUGGUGCUGCCACUGCCUCCUCCACAAGGGCCACCCCCGCCGUACCAUGCUCACCAGCACCGGCAUCCACAUGGCCUCCCCAGCCACACCCCCCUGCUGCAGAUGCUACCUCCUGCCCCGGGUGCCCUACUGGAGGAAGAUGGUGAGCUGGAUGAUUUAAAUGGCAAGCAUGGCUGUUGCUGGGUUGACUGCGGGAAGAUGUAUGACCAUCAAGAGGAGCUUGUGCGGCACAUAGAGAAGAUCCACAUAGACCAGAGGAAGGGAGAGGACUUCACCUGCUUCUGGGCAGGGUGCCCUCGAAGGUUCAAGCCAUUUAAUGCCCGUUACAAACUGCUGAUUCAUAUGAGAGUCCACUCAGGAGAGAAGCCGAACAAAUGCACAUUUGAGGGUUGCAAGAAGGCCUUUUCCAGACUAGAAAAUCUCAAGAUUCACGUAAGGAGCCAUACGGGUGAAAAGCCGUACCUUUGCCAGCACCCUGGCUGCCAGAAAGCAUUCAGCAACUCCAGCGACCGCGCCAAGCACCAGAGGACACACUUGGACACUAAACCUUACGCAUGUGAGAUUCCAGGAUGUAGUAAGCGAUACACAGAUCCAAGUUCCCUGAGAAAACAUGUGAAAGCCCAUUCUUCCAAAGAUCAACAAGUCAGGAAAAAGUUGCGAUCAAGCUCAGAGAUUGGCCAAGACAUCCUGAAUGACUGCCUUGCAAUCCAGCCCCUCCAGCCAGCCCUGUCACCACAUGAUGCUGCAGAUAAUACCAUGGGACACUCCCCACGGCCUGCUUCUGUAAUAUACCCAGCAGCUGUGAUCCCCAGCACACAAAUAAAUCAAAGUGGAACAGCAGCUAGGGCAAUGUCCUUGUCCCACCCCAGCAGCCACUCUUCCCCAGGACAUAACAUACAGGGCAGUCCUCUGCAUCCUCCCCAGAUACCUCUUCUUGCAGCUGCAGACUCAGAGAGGUUUGUUGCUCCAGCUGCUUCUCAUCACAUCAGCCCCCCCAAAAUGUCUAUUCAACAUCCCAUGAUGCAGAGACAGACUCCACAACCUCCUCAGCUUCCACAGCUUGCAGGGAUGCAUCUGAAGACAUAUCAACCAGCAGAAAGCUCUUCUUUUCAGCCAAAUGCCCUUCACAUCCAGGAUUUUUAUGGGCAGCUUCAGAGUUUCUACCCUCCACAUUAUGCUGACACUCAGAAGAACAUAGAAGAGAGUGUUUCUUGCAAUAUGGUUCCUCCUGUUGACUGCUCAGCUCUCACAUCAGCAGGCCAGGGAGGGCUUGGCAUUUUCCAUGGAAGUUUUUCAGAUCAUUCUGCUAUCAAAGUGUAUGACUUUCCAGCAGGGUCUGUAGGUAUCUUUGGUGAUUCAGCUUGCAGCAUGCCAGAGGACAGCAGUUUGCUACAAGUAAAUGCAGUGGAUCAUUGUUCCAGCCAGCUUUCUUCUGUAUACACUGAAGGCUAA
This is a messenger RNA of Vidua chalybeata, 2468 nucleotides long. RefSeq names its product GLIS family zinc finger 3 (gene GLIS3). Gene Ontology annotation, cellular component: nucleus. The record is from RefSeq and is a predicted model, not a curated record. Bases 36 to 2468 code for a protein of 810 amino acids. Gene Ontology annotation, molecular function: RNA polymerase II cis-regulatory region sequence-specific DNA binding; DNA-binding transcription factor activity, RNA polymerase II-specific. Gene Ontology annotation, biological process: regulation of transcription by RNA polymerase II. The transcript has 10 exons. Lineage: Eukaryota; Metazoa; Chordata; Aves; Passeriformes; Viduidae.